Messenger RNA from Poecile atricapillus (Black-capped chickadee), 1921 nucleotides. RefSeq names its product solute carrier family 25 member 34 (gene SLC25A34). Lineage: Eukaryota; Metazoa; Chordata; Aves; Passeriformes; Paridae. The transcript is spliced from 6 exons. Bases 871 to 1839 code for a protein of 322 amino acids. The record is from RefSeq and is a predicted model, not a curated record.
CUGAACCCCAGCAGCGUUAACCCUGCCUUGGGACACGUUCGAGCCUUCAGUUGGGAAUUGCGCAUCAGGACACAGACUCACUGAUCCCAGGAUCCAGGAGAUCCAGUCUAGACAAGUAAGGAACAUCCACGGGGCCAGCCCCCAGCAUCACCCGCUGUCCCCAUAAACCUUCCUGGACUUGUGACAUGGAAACGGAAGUGUUGGGGGAUACUGGGACUGGGACAGCCCCUGGCAGGGGAGGAGUUUGGGAUCUGGGGAGCGCUUCACGCGUCCUGCCCCUCAGUGACCACCCAGGUGCCUCGGCCAUGGGAUAAACCGGGUCCCGGAGGGUCCCUGCGGAGCUCUACAAACGGGAACCGAGGGCGGGACACCGACAUCCCCCAUCCCCCGCAGCAUUUUUCCGCGGGAAGCUCCAAUUCUAAAGCACCGGGAGAGGCGGGCGGGACCCCUCGCAAGCCCCCCCCGCACCGUGGCCACAAGCGCAGCGAGUUUCCCAGUCCUCAUCCUCCUCCCGAAGCUGGCUGGGCCAGGGGUUGAGUGCGUGUGCUCCCCCAAAAUCCUUCUCCCUCCUUUCAGUUUCGAUUUUAUCCCGCCUUUUUUUUUUUCCCUGGUUUUCCCUAUUUGCGCCGGGGCAGCCCCAUCACGUGAGGCCGGGCCCGGCUGGACGCGGCUGCCGGGGCCGCGCCGGUGGCGGCGGGGCCGGACCUUUGCCCCACAUCCCUUCCCCAAACUGGGGGCUGGAUUGGGGACGGGGGGGUCGGUUUGCAGGAGGUGGCGCUCGCUCGCUCGCUCUCGCUGCCCCCGGAUUUUUUUUCCCUGCGGUUGCUCGGGAAGGUGGAGCCUGGGACCACCCCCGCGGGCAGGUGCCGGAUGGCGGCGGGGACCCUCUGCCCUUCCGACUCCUUGCAGGAAUUCCCGUACGCCCCCCAGAACAGCCCCCCGGCCGGGGGGGUGCCCCCGGCCACCGACCUGGUGCUGGGGGCCACGGCCGGCUGCUUGGCCUGCUUCCUCACCAACCCGCUGGAGGUGGUGAAGACGCGGCUGCAGCUGCAGGGCGAGCUGCAGCCCCCGGGCUCGUACCCCCGGCCGUACCGCGGGGUGCUGCGGGCGGCCGUGGCCGUGUGCCGGGCGGACGGGCUGCGGGGGCUGCAGAAGGGGCUGGCGGCCGGGCUGCUCUACCAGGGGCUCAUGAACGGCGUCCGCUUCUACUGCUAUUCGCACGCCGAGGACGCCGGCUGGACCGGGUAUCCCGGCGGGACCGUGGCCGCCGGGGCCGUGGCCGGGGCGGUGGGAGCCAUCGUGGGCAGCCCCGCGUACCUGGUCAAGACCCACCUCCAAGCCCAGACCGUGUCGGCCAUGGCCGUGGGCCACCAGCACAACCAUGAGAGCAUCUCCGGCGCUUUCAAGAGCAUCUACCAGCAGCACGGGGUGGUGGGGCUGUGGCGGGGGGUGACGGGGGCCGUGCCCCGCGUGGCCGUGGGCUCGGCUGUGCAGCUCGCCACCUUCGCCUCCGCCAAGGACUGGGUUUGUGAGCGCCAGUGGUUCAGGAAGGGCAGCUGGGCGGCCGUGCUGGCGGGGGGCAUGGUGAGCGGUGUGGCUGUGGCGGUGACAAUGACACCUUUUGACGUGAUCAGCACCCGUCUCUACAACCAGCCUGUGGACGCCGAUGGCACGGGCAAGCUCUACCGAGGUUUUUUGGAUUGUAUUCUGCAAAUCUCCAGCAAAGAGGGGCUGCUGGGCUUGUACAAGGGCAUCGGCGCCGUCUACCUCCGCCUCGGCCCCCACACCGUCCUCAGCCUCUUCUUCUGGGACAAGCUCAGGAACAUGGUUCAGCACUAGCAGCCCCCAGGGCUGCAGGACAGACUCCUGCCACCACCAACACAGAUGUUAAUAAAGAGCUGAAGCUCAUCUCUGGCCGGGC